This is a messenger RNA of Aureobasidium subglaciale EXF-2481, 1220 nucleotides long. RefSeq lists its product as uncharacterized. Gene Ontology annotation, cellular component: ribosome; 90S preribosome; cytosolic small ribosomal subunit. The transcript has a single exon. The coding region runs from base 92 to 928 and encodes 278 amino acids. The record is from RefSeq and is a predicted model, not a curated record. Gene Ontology annotation, biological process: cytoplasmic translation; ribosomal small subunit assembly. Gene Ontology annotation, molecular function: structural constituent of ribosome. Lineage: Eukaryota; Fungi; Ascomycota; Dothideomycetes; Dothideales; Saccotheciaceae.
AGAACCUCCAGGUCCACAUGGAGCCUUACCUCUGGAAGACCCGCCCCGACGGUGUCAAUGUCAUCAACAUUGGCAAGACCUGGUGCGUUGGAUGAAGCUGCUGGCGAAAGCGCAAACCGCGACUUUUCGCAGCCUCGAAAUUUCCGAGAGAGCAUUGUCUGACUUGGGAUUCGCGUUUAGGGAGAAGAUCGUCCUUGCUGCCCGCAUCAUCGUCGCCAUUGACAACCCCGCCGACAUUUGCGUUAUCUCUGCCCGUCCCUACGGUCAGCGUGCCGUCCUGAAGUUCGCCGCCCACACUGGUGCCUCUGCCAUCGCUGGUCGUUUCACCCCCGGUAACUUCACCAACUACAUCACCCGCUCGUUCAAGGAGCCCCGCCUCAUCAUCACCACCGACCCCCGCACCGAUGCCCAGGCCAUCAAGGAGGCUUCGUACGUCAACAUCCCCGUCAUCUCGCUCUGCGACUCCGACUCGCCCACCGAGUACGUCGAUGUUGCCAUCCCCACCAACAACAAGGGUCGUCACGCCAUCGGUCUCGUCUGGUGGAUGCUCGCCCGUGAGGUUCUCCGUCUCCGUGGCACCCUCCCCAGCCGUGAGGCCGAAUGGGAUGUCAUGACUGACUUGUACUUCUACCGCGACCCCGAAGCCGAGGAGAACAAGGACUCUGCUGGUCAGGAUGAGGCCAAGGUUCCCGGAGCCGACGAGGCUGGCCCCGCUGCCGUCGAGAGCGGUUUCGCCAACGACUGGGAGGUUAGCGGCGCCAACGCUGGUGCCUUCGCUGCCGCCUCUGGCACCGCCGGUGCUGCUGCCAACUCCAGCUGGGAUGCUGAGGGUGCUGACUGGGCUGCCUCCAGCGCUCCCGUCGAGACCGGUAACGCUGGUUGGGCCUCUGAGAACAACGCCGAGACCGCCCCUGAGACCACCUGGUAAAUGUCACAUUAUCGAGGGGGGCGAGAGCCGGUGGAGUGAGAUUCGUCGAUACAACCAAAAUGGGGGAUUUACAAUAAGCCCGACCGAAAGAUCAAAAAGUCCAUUUGUUACGAGGCCUUCCACUUCUCACCGUCGCUAUUCUUGCUCUACUCUAGAUCAAAGAGAACGGCGCUUAUGAGGGAAAGAUAUCCACUGGCCUUGCUGCCAGUGGGGGAAAGCCCUGUGCUGUCUCGAAGGGAUGUACUUGAACGUUGCCCUAUCUAGAUAGACAUUGCCACUAUAUGUUCGCCCG